Molecule: messenger RNA, 1159 nt
Organism: Olea europaea var. sylvestris
Lineage: Eukaryota; Viridiplantae; Streptophyta; Magnoliopsida; Lamiales; Oleaceae
Product: microtubule-associated protein 70-5-like
Exons: 4
Coding region: 344-820 (158 amino acids)
Biological process (GO): cytoskeleton organization
Molecular function (GO): microtubule binding
Source: RefSeq, a predicted model, not a curated record
GUGUCUAGUCCUAUCCAGUGUGAUUCAACGGUUUGUAUGUGUUACGAGUUUGUUUCUUAAUUUUGAGACCUAUAUAUUAUAGGCUGAGAUACAACGGUUAAAAGAAAAACUAGCUAUCUCAGAAAGAGCAACCAAGGCAGAAGCACAACUAAAGGAUAAGUUGAAAUUAAGGCUGAAGACACUGGAAGAAGGCUUAAAGCAUGUGUCUACUUUCUCAGUGAAUUCUAAUGGAUCCCCGAAAAUUGAGAAGUCAAAUAAUUUAUUUGGAAUCCUAGCAAGUAAUACCAGAGCAAACAAAAGAUCUACAUCACAACAAAGAUCGUCCACCGCUAGUAAAAUCUCGAUGCAGACAGGGGAUGAAAGGCAAACUCCAGGCGCAGCCGGAGAAAUUAAGGCAGUUAAUAGUUUAAACAAGAGAUACUCUUCUGGGGGAAGUUUCUUGAAAAAGAGUUUGUGGGCUUCUCGAAAUAAGAUCGUGGAUUGCAACGAAAAGGAGAAUACAGAAAUAAACGAAAACACUAUGAUCAGUAUUGAAAAGUGUAGAAGUGAUGAACUCAGAGACUCGGAGAACGUUAAAAGUAUGGACAGUACUAAAAAGGAUAGUGAUGAUAUGGUCUCGGGAUUUUUGUACGACAGGCUUCAGAAAGAGGUCAUAUAUUUGAGAAAGUCCUGUGAAUCGAGAGACAGUACUUUAAAUGCUAAAAAUGAAGAAAUCAAGAUUCUUAUGAAGAAGAGUAAAACGAUGACACGAGCAUUAGAAGUACAGUCGAAGAAAAUAAAGAGAGCACCAAUAAGAGAGAAGGGUUCAGUUCUAAUAUAGGUGGAUGAAAGGAUAAGAAACAGAAGCUCAUCAAAAAGGAUCAUGGAUGCCUUUUAAAGAUCCAUUUGAAGAAAAGAGGUGAUAAUGAUCUGGAAGUCACUCCAUCCAUUAGACUUCUCAAUAUUUCUACAUAUUCAGAUGCAGAGAAUUUGACAGUUGUUAAAUAAACAGAAAUAAUGUCUCGAUAGUAUGUGAAAUUGAAGGCUACUAGGCUAGUUUUUAUGAAUUUUGGAAUGAUAUGUAUCCAAAUUAUCAUAUUUACGUUGAUAUUACUCGAUCCAAUGUAUACGAGUUCUACCAGUAAAUAAUUCAAUGAAAAUUGUUAAAUUUUCACCAAAU